Carcharodon carcharias (great white shark) is the source of this 4013-nucleotide messenger RNA. RefSeq names its product prostaglandin E2 receptor EP1 subtype-like. The coding region runs from base 763 to 1851 and encodes 362 amino acids. Lineage: Eukaryota; Metazoa; Chordata; Chondrichthyes; Lamniformes; Lamnidae. The record is from RefSeq and is a predicted model, not a curated record. Gene Ontology annotation, molecular function: prostaglandin E receptor activity; thromboxane receptor activity. The transcript is spliced from 3 exons. Gene Ontology annotation, biological process: inflammatory response; adenylate cyclase-activating G protein-coupled receptor signaling pathway; positive regulation of cytosolic calcium ion concentration. Gene Ontology annotation, cellular component: plasma membrane.
GGCUGAAAGACUGUUUCUUGUACAAUACAAGCUGGUUCAGGGAGCCAGAUGAGGAGACUGACACCACAGACAGGCUCAUGAACUGGAGAAGGUUUCACAGUCACGACAGAUGGUCUGAUUUUCCUUCCAAACUUAUAUUUAUUUUUCUACAGGAAAAUGAGAAGGAAAUAAGUUUUUUUUUUGGUUUCCUCUGCUCUCUCUCCCUCAAGCCUCCUCAGAGCAGGCAAGGUAAAGGGAAGAAGAACCACAAAUGUUUUCUUCUCUGGUGGAGGAAGCGUUUGUUACUUUCCCCCUUCUAGUUUGUAUUUCUUUUCUGACUCCUUCAUUGUAGCUGACUGUGUGGGUGCGUGUGUGUGAGAGGGACAGAGAGAGAUCGAGAGAGAGAGAGAAAGACAGAGGGAUACAGGGCUGGUCAGCCUCAAAGUUUGCUGCAGUCUGAAGCCACCAGCUCUGCAGCCGUUCCCUCAGGCAGGAGCUGGUGCCCUGACUGUCUGGGACAGUUCCUGACUCCCCGCCUCUCUCCACCCCCUUCUGAUCCGCACUGCAGGAGAGGGAGCAGCUCGUCACGCCCAGAGACACUGCUGGACAUCCUGCCGUCCCUCAGAGGAAGUCUUUCCAAAAGAGGGAAGACAUUGCCUCACAGGGCAAAGAAGCUUUGGGAACCGACCUUUACUGUGGCAGCUCCUGCCCCGUUACUUCUGCAAGCUGGACAAUCAAGGAAAGGGAAAGUGAUAAAGGCAUGUAAAUGGACCUGCGUGGAUUAUGGACUUGGUGAGGUGCAGCAUGUCUCAAUAUGCCAACAUGACGGCUCUCUACCAAGAUUUUGUUAACGCCAACAGCAGCAUCCCUCAGACUAACACCAGCAUUCUGCGGUGCUCAGAGGUAGCUGCUCCAUCAGCCAAGUCUGUCGCCAUCCCCAUCUUCUCCAUGACACUGGGCGCUUUGUCGAACAUCAUCGCUCUUGUAAUCCUGAUCAAGUCUUACGCCAGGUUCCGAAGGAGGUCUAAAGCCACCUUCCUGCUCUUUGCCAGCAGCCUGGUGCUGACGGACUUCGCUGGGCACAUCAUCCCGGGCGCACUGGUCCUCCGGCUCUACUCCGAGGGAAUAGACAGUGAGGGUCCUAUGUGCCAGUUUUUGGGGAGCUGCUUGGUGUUUUUUGGCUUGUGCCCGCUCUUCCUGGGUUGCAUCAUGGCAAUUGAGCGCUGCGUGGGUGUGACUAGGCCCCUGCUCCAUUCGGCGGUGGUGACUUCCACCAGGACUAAGCUAACGGUUGUCGGCCUCUGGCUGGUGGCUGGUUUUGUCGCUUUUCUGCCCUUCAUGAGCUUUGGAAGUUAUGGCGUCCAGUGGCCAAGGACAUGGUGCUUCAUCAGUGUGGGCCCCAACCCCCUCUGGACCGACUACGCCUUUACCCUGCUUUUCUCAUUCCUGGGAGUGAUGGCCCUUUUAAUAUCUUUGAUCUGCAACACCAUCAGCGGAGUGACACUCAUCCAGGCCAGGAUUAAAAAGCAGAAUUUUAACCGGAGGACCAAAUCCCACGACAUUGAAAUGGUUGUACAGCUGAUUGGGAUAAUGAUGGUCUCGUGCAUCUGCUGGAGCCCUCUGCUGGUAAUUGUUGGUUUAAAUCGAAUCCAGAAUGUUAAGGAAGACGGCUGGUCAAGUUUCCUUGGGGUCCGCAUGGCUUCCUGGAAUCAGAUUCUCGAUCCCUGGGUCUAUAUCCUGCUCCGACGUGCAGUGCUAAGGAAAAUUUACAAAAUGUUCGUAAGGAAGACUGACUUCAAUAAGAGCAAGUUCGACCGCUGGGAGGUCAGCUCUUUUCAGAGUUCUGAGCGCAGUGUCGUCAACAGGUUUUGAACGAGGGCUGGAAAGGAUAUUUGAAGGGAUUGGUCAUGAAUCCAGAGGGGCCUGGUUCAAUGGCUGGACCAGAAGACCCCUUCAAAGGCUGCUUUGGAUGGGCAAGAUGCGGAGAUGGCACUAGAGGAAGGGGAUUGGUUGGAAAAGGACUUGAUCCCUCAGGGGGAUCUUUGCAGCUGUUGGCUGGCAGUUUUCAUAAACAAAUGAUCCCUUUAACCCAUUGGGAUCCUACUCAGAUCAACGAAUCUUGUGGAUUGAGAAAUUCAGUCUGAAAUAGAUUUAAUAUACCUCAAGUUACAGAGGACUGGAUCCGAUCUAUAGUCAGCAGCAUCGGCAGCUAGUAGAUGGAAUGAUGCACGUAACCAGAUCAAAAUCCUUCUGGUUUAAUAUAUUGCAAUGAAGUGACCCAUCCCUUUGUCUUUAGUUGAUGUGAACAACACUCGAGCAUCAACAAGGUUCCUUUUUGUGUUAAAUGGGAUUUGGGGAGGGCGACUAUGUGUUAGUGACAGGUUAGGAAGGGCCUUGAAGCAGUGACUGAUCCUAAACGCCAGUAACUUGAUGGGAAAGUGAGUGCAGGGAAGGCCACCUGCUCACAGGCUGAGAGUUCAAAGUUGUUCUGGUUCCCCUCAAAUCAGCCAGGCUACAUUAUGCUGCUGUCCGGUUGGAGGGAACCCCUUUCCCUGAGCAAAGCCAAUCCCUGGAGUAAAAGACAGCCUGCAGGGCGAUUCCCCACGCAACAUUCUCCUGGCUGUUUCACUUGGUGGGGUGGAGAGUUUUCAGGCGUCUCCACAGGAUCUCAUGUGAAAGGGGAAGAGGGGGGAGUAACGAAUAAGCAUCGAGUGUAAAAACAAAACAAAAAAAAAAAAUCCUGUCCAGCACAUGGAAAAAAAGCAGAAAGAAGCAGAGCGUGUAACUGCAGCAAGGGCAGCUAAACCACCACCAGCUGGAGAAAGUAGUUAACAAUAUCACAUUGGCAUUCUGCAUGCAAUGCUGUUUAGUGUUGUAACUGUGCGACAAAGAAUUCCCAGGCUUUUGUGUCUGUUUUCAGGGGACAAUGUAACAGUGGCUGUGCUAGAGUUCCCCAAAAUCAAAAAGAUUGCAACACCGGGGUUUUACAUCCAAUGUUAGUAAUCCUCUCCUGGGUUUAGCUAUUAGCAUGAAUUGAGGCAGAAGCACUGAACAGGUCUGUUUCAUUGCUGGAGCUACAAUAGUUUUUGAAGUUUUGUUGGAAUUCUGUCCUUUGCUGUGACUGUUCUUGAAUUUUCUGCCCCCUGUUGUACACCUUCAGUUGCUGGGUAAUUGUUUGGAUGUUCAUGAGUAGUUUUUUAAAGAAAUAUCUUCCCGUGCUUUUUAGCUCCAACACCUCUUUGCAUUGUGCAAACUCUCCUGUAAAUGAAUAAGCCCUAGACAGGCUUUGCUCCGCUCUGGUCUGUGACCAUGGCUACUGGGAGAUGGAUGCGUGGGGGCCAAGGUUACUCUCUCCAUCGGGGAACCUGUCCAUGAGCUUGACUCGUGUCCUUCCAUUGAGGUGUCCCCAAUGACCCAAAUCCGAGUAGAGUUUGGGAUGAGGUAGGAGCUUCACAUGAGCAAUGCAGACGGGUUAAAAACUCUGAUGUAUCUGGGUCUGCCGAAGAUAAUUGUGACUCCCUAAUGCUUCGUGACGCAUACACUCCCCACUCCAACUCAUCUUGCGGAGAUCUCUUGAAGGAAGAUAAAAACCAAGAACAAUUUGGGAAUUCCCUCUCCUACACAGGCGAAUAAAACCAUCACACUGGCCAUGAACUCCCUGGAGUAGUUUUGUAAGAGGUGAUGUCCAGAUGUACUUCCGCCUGUUAAUGUUUGAAGCAACACAAUAAUAUAGCCAAAUAGCUUAAAACCUUACCUUGUCACCCCGUUGCUAAUAUCAGCUUUAGUAACCUCCAUUCAUUGGUUCUGCUAUCUGGGUCCAAUGACAUUAAAUCCUUUAACUUGCAGAAACCUUCAAUAAGAGGUGCUUUUGCGCAUGAUAGCAUAAGGGACAGCAACCUUCUCAUCCUUAUUAAAAGACCAUAAGACGUAGGAGCAGAAAUUAGGCCAUUCGGCCCAUCGAGUCUGCUCUGCCAUUCAAUCAUGGCUGAUAAGUUUCUCAACCCCAUUCUCCCGCCUUCUCCCAAUAACCUUUG